Patella vulgata (common limpet) is the source of this 1361-nucleotide messenger RNA. RefSeq names its product aldo-keto reductase family 1 member A1. The coding region runs from base 21 to 983 and encodes 320 amino acids. The transcript has 10 exons. NCBI's taxonomy places the organism in Eukaryota, Metazoa, Mollusca, Gastropoda, Patellidae. The record is from RefSeq and is a predicted model, not a curated record. Gene Ontology annotation, molecular function: aldose reductase (NADPH) activity. Gene Ontology annotation, cellular component: cytosol.
AAUCUAUUUAAAUAACCAAGAUGGCUGCAGCUGUUAGAAUGAUUGUGUUGAACAAUGGAAGAAAAUUUCCGAUUCUUGGACUUGGAACUUGGCAGUCGUCUAAAGAAGAAUGUCAGACCGCUGUCAGGGCAGCACUCGAUGCUGGGUAUCGCCAUAUUGAUACAGCAUACGCAUACCGAAACGAGGCUGAUAUCGGAGAGGUGCUCCAGGAAUAUAUGAAGGCCGGCAAACUUAAAAGAGAAGAUUUUUUUAUAACUACAAAGUUGUGGAUAACAUUCCACCAACAAGAUCGUGUUCUCGAAGGUUUAAACGAGUCAUUAAAAAACCUACAGUUAGACUUUGUUGAUCUUUAUCUUAUCCAUACUCCAUGUGCAUUCAAGGAGACAGGCAAGGGUUUUUAUCCUGAAAAUGAAGAUGGAACACCUGCUCAUCUUAAUAUUCCCAUCGAGGAAACAUGGAAGGGAAUGGAGAGGGCUGUUGCUCUAGGGAAAGCCAAAUCGAUCGGUGUAUCAAAUUUUAACAGCAAACAAGUGGAGAGAAUCUGCAAAUCUUGCACGAUAAAACCCGUUACUAAUCAGGUAGAGUGUCACGCCUAUUUGAAUCAGAAGAGAUUACAGGAUUUCUGUAAAGCUCUUAACGUAACCUUGACGUCCUACGCCAGUCUCGGAUCCCCUGGAAGACCAAGUUACUUAAAGAAGGAUGCUGAACCUGUAUUAUUAGAAGAACCAUUGAUUAAAGAAUUAGCAGAUAAAUACAAGAAGACAGCUGGACAGAUAUUGUUGAGGUAUUUGACACAGAGAAAUAUUCUGGUUAUACCGAAAAGUGCCAAUCCUACUCGAAUUGCACAAAAUAUCCAGAUUUUUGACUUUUAUUUAAGUGAUAGUGAGAUUGAUCAGAUUAAUGGUCUUAACAAAGAUCACCGAUACUUCACGAUGGAGGUGGGCAUAGGCCAUCCAGAAUAUCCUGCAGAUGAACCAUUUUAAAGAACGUAACACACUGUCACAAAUACGAUUCCAUCUGAUAUCGGCACCUUUGCACACUUCAUGAUCAUUUCAAUGAAACCUUAUCAUUCCGUUGUUAGAGCUUCUUAAUAUCAUUAUGUCAUAAGUUUAAGUUUAAGAGGUUUUUCCUGGAAAAGUUCGGUGGAGUAUGGGCCGAGGGAAGCCAUCGUCACCCUUCUAUAAUUUAAGAGUAAUCGUUGUCGUCAGCGAAUCAUUGGGACCUUGUACCAUCCAUUAUAUGCUUAGUUAUUGCCGCUGGCCCCAAAAACGCAACCUUCAAAUUGUUGUUGAUGGAGGUAUAUUCGUUGCCAGGCAACAUAAUGUAUGUAAUGUUCAUUGUAUAUACUUAAGUACCCCAGU